AUGGCGUCCAACUUGAGGAAGUCAAAUGUAGCCUCCACCAGCUACAAGAGAAAGGUGGGUCCUAAGCCUGAACUCACCGAAGACCAAAAGCAAGAAGUUCGGGAAGCCUUUGACCUCUUUGAUUCUGAUGGGAGCGGGACCAUUGAUGUGAAGGAGUUGAAGGUGGCCAUGAGAGCUCUAGGCUUUGAACCCAGGAAGGAAGAGAUGAAGAAAAUGAUUUCGGAAGUAGACAAAGAGGCCACAGGGAAGAUCAGCUUCAAUGACUUCUUGGCUGUGAUGACUCAGAAGAUGGCCGAGAAAGAUACCAAAGAAGAAAUUCUGAAGGCUUUCAGGUUGUUUGAUGAUGAUGAAACCGGGAAAAUCUCGUUCAAAAACCUCAAGCGUGUGGCCAACGAGCUGGGGGAAAGCCUCACAGAUGAGGAGCUGCAGGAGAUGAUCGAUGAAGCUGAUCGUGAUGGCGAUGGAGAAGUGAACGAGGAAGAGUUUCUUAAGAUCAUGAAGAAGACCAACCUUUAUUAA
Peromyscus californicus insignis is the source of this 519-nucleotide messenger RNA. It is a transcript of the gene Cetn1, whose product is annotated as centrin 1. Gene Ontology annotation, biological process: mitotic cell cycle; centriole replication; nucleotide-excision repair. Bases 1 to 519 code for a protein of 172 amino acids. Gene Ontology annotation, molecular function: calcium ion binding. Gene Ontology annotation, cellular component: centrosome; centriole. NCBI's taxonomy places the organism in Eukaryota, Metazoa, Chordata, Mammalia, Rodentia, Cricetidae. The transcript has a single exon. The record is from RefSeq and is a predicted model, not a curated record.